GGUGGUGGUGGUGGCGGGGCGGCAUUAGGGGACCUGGAGCUGGCCAAUCAGGAGGCCUUCGCUGCCUUUCGCGAACGAAUCAAAGAGGCGGCGGCGAGGUGUGUGGUAGACACGGGCCCUGCGGCCGUGCGGAAUGGGUUGAUGGACGAGCUGGUAGAGGCUGUGGCGGCUACCCAAGGUCCCACAGUGGUGGCGGCAGCGAGGGAGUGGAGGUGCGCGAGGCGGUACGACAGCACUUAUCAGCCUCUUCAUCACCCCUGGCGCACAUCAGCGACUGCUGGGGAUCCAAGUGACACUGCCAACACGCUGGAAGGAGAAGACGGGGGCGGCAAUAACGGCGAUGCGGAUGAAGGCGAUGAUGACGAUGGUUGCGGUAACGAUGUGGUGGCGGACCGUGAUAGGGAUCAGGGCGAUCGCGGCUUUGGCGAGGAGGAGGACGAGCCCGAGGAGGAUGAGGAUCCCGAGGAGGAUGAGGAGAGUGACUCUGAGGGAGAACGUGACUAUUCUGAAUCUGGUGGCAAUGAGGGAGGGGCGGCGGGGGAUGAGGUGCAGGACGGUCACAUGACGGAUGAGGAGAAGCUUCGGAGCUUGGCGGCACAGAUUCGUUUCCUGAUGGGCGGAAGAGAAGGAGGAGGUGGCAGUCGCGGCAGUGAGGGGGAGGAUUUCAACGACGAACACAGUGGUGGCGGUGACGAUGACGGCGACCAAGACGGUGGUGGUUACUGCAGCUCGUCACUGACUGGUGAUGACACCGAAGCCCGCAUCGACAUUGCGCCACAGCCCGGCCUGCACUCAGCAGGGCGCGGUGACACUACCAACACAGGACACCGGCGCUGUAGCAGCGACAGCACCAGCACUAGCAGCGCCACACAUAACCACCACACACAGCAGCCGGUGCCCCUCGGAGCUGGCGGCCUGGCGAUCGCAGCAGUGGACGUGACACAGGCCCAAGCGACGGUCGCUGCGGAUUACGACUUCAUUCUGGGACUGAUCCGGGCUGGUCUGGGGGUGGAGGUGUUCAACCGGGUGCUGCAGGAGCAGCUGAACCUGAGGCUGAGGGAGCGGCUGCUGGUGCAGGCAUGGUCUGAUGGGGAUCACCGGUCCGCCGCUGCACUCCUGGCCGGUGGCGCCCGCUGCCUGUCCCCAGUGCUGGAACUCACCUUUCCGGGGCCGCGUGCCGCCCGGCGCUGCAGCCCCACCCUGGCGGCGGCGCUGCGGUGCAGCGGCGGCGUCCAGGACCUCCGGCUGAGAUGCCGCAACCCGGCCGCGUGGCGGCGGUACCUGGAUGGUGACGUGGUUGCGUUUGUGGUGGCUGAGGCACUGGCGGCGGCGACGCCGGGAAUCAGCAUUGGGCAGCUGCAGGGAUCAGCGGCCAACAGCAACGGUGAUGCUGAUGUCACAGGCGACGGCGCUUCGAACCCAAACGAUGGCUUGGGUUUGGCCUUAAACGCUGGAGGUGGCGGCGGUGGUGGCGUUGACGGCGUGGAGAACGGCAAUUUCUGUGGCAUGGGACUGCGCUCUCUAUCCUGGUGCCUGCCGGUGGGGCCUCUGGGCUGCCGGGCGCUUGGCGAGGCUCUGUGCCUCAACACCCGUCUGACGGACCUGCGGCUGGAGGGCUACUGGUUCCGUGAGGAGACGAUGGAGCCGCUGGUGGCGGCCCUGGCGGCCGGCAACAGGUCCAUUGUGAAGUUCCGGCUGUUCGGCGGCGAGCUGGGACACCGGGGGGCGGAGCGGCUGUGCGACUGGAUUCGGGCCAACCCCGCCCUGGUCCACCUGGAGCUGGUGAACGGCGGCCUCACGGACCUCCAGCUGCCCGCCCUGGUGGCCGCCAUCCUUGCCGCGGGCCGCCUGCAGCACCUCAACCUGCUGCAGAACCUGCUCACCCCCGCCUCGGGCCCCGCACUGGAGGCGCUGCUGGCAGGUACCGCAACACUGCGCUUCCUAAACGUUGGCAACGGGGGUGGUUUGGGUCUUGGGGCUGAGGGCUAUGCAGCCGUGUCCCGAGGGUUGGGGCGGAACCAGAGCCUGGAGGAGCUGCAUUGCCCGGAUGUGGGGCCGGAGGGGCUGCGGGCGCUGCUGCGGGCGUUUCGGGACCCCGCGGCCCGGUGCCGGGGGGUGCUGCGGGAGGUGGGGACGAUGGAGUGGGGUUGGCUAGGCGGCUAGGCGGGGAGGGUGUCGGACCACAGCCUGUGCUCCUCGGCAGGCUGAGAGGGCUUGGGGGUGACCUUAUUAGUACGUACUGGAAUUACGAUGAUAUACAGUACUGUACAACCGGAGGUCGGCUGGAAAGGAAUGGUGCGAAUUAGUGUCAGGCAUUUGCUUUUCGGGGGGGGUGUUGACAGACGUUGCGCUGGCGGGGCUCUGCUGCCCGAGCUAGCGCCGUAAGUGUUAAGCAUCUAACAGCGUUUCCUGUAGCAGAGCGGAUCCACGCGGGGCUCGCAGCUGUCGCAUCUGACGUGAUGUUUUGUUGUCGUCAUUGUUGAGGGCUGAAUUGUGUCAGGUCCCCGCACGCACCGAGCGGGUCUCUUGGUCCAGACUACCGUAUACGGCUGCAGGCAGACGCUUGAAGUGCAAAGGCGGGAGGGAUGAUUCCAAAGCGAGGUGGGUAAUGGCCCCAUGCACGCCGUGACGUGCUCGCCGUGCAUAGCACCCUGUUGACAAUGUAACUGUUUUGCCAGAACCCAUAACUACAUACGGG
Messenger RNA from Astrephomene gubernaculifera, 2698 nucleotides. NCBI's taxonomy places the organism in Eukaryota, Viridiplantae, Chlorophyta, Chlorophyceae, Chlamydomonadales, Astrephomenaceae. The record is from the annotation of a GenBank genome assembly.